GUAGUGAGUUGAGCCAGCGUGUGUGUGGUAGCAUUUUGUAUGAGAAAUAAUAGACAGUAUGUGGAAUUACACUUGUUGUGUUGUUGACUGCAAAAAUAACGGUAAAACUAGUGAUUGUAUAUUUUACAAGUUUCCAACUGCAUCACAUAAAAUACGUCAAAGGCAAAAAUGGAUUGCUGCUGUAAAAAGAAAAAAUCCUGAUGGUUCAAAGUGGACUCCAAAAACUCAUCACGUUAUAUGUAAUAGUCAUUUCAUUGGCAAGAAAAAAUCAGAUGAUCCUGCGAGUCCAAGCUAUGCGCCAACUCUAUUCCCUCCUGUUUAUCAUGCAAGGCAAUUAAAUGAAAGAGCUGUUUUAAGCAGGUACAAUCGACUCAUUAACCGAAGAAAGACUCUUCACAAGCAUAAAAUCGAAGUGAAUUGUGAUACUGGAAAUCCAGUUAAUGACGACUCUAACAAUGUUGUCCAUAAUAAUGGACGUGAUCCUAUGGAUGUAAGCAGUGCAGAAGUAAUUUUAAAAACUGAUCAAGAGUGUCAAGUAGAUUUUGUAAAUUCUGCUGGUAUCGAACAAACAAAAACUUUCACUUGUAACAGAUAUAUUUACAUGACUAUUUACUGCGAUGCUGAAGUUCAAACUGAAAUACCGGAAAUUGCCACUCUCAAAACUAUUGUGAAUAGGAAAAAAAAAUGAAAGAUGAAAGGGUACAAUGCGGCACAUCGUUAACAGAUAUAGUAGAUAAGUCGGUUCGUUUUAAUGAGGCUGUAGUUGAACAAAAUAAGAAACAGCGUAGUUUCUGUGGUUUUCCAUCUAUUAAGACCGAUGAAGAUUUAUUAGAUAUUGCUGGAGUGAACUUCCAGAACUUUAAUUUUUUAUGAAGCAUAUUAUUCAGUAACAUCGUAAUCAACAAAAAUAAUGAUUGCUCACGUUUAACUGUACUUUAUGUGGCUCAGAAGAUACGGAUGCUGGUCGACCAACUUCAGCUUGAAUAAACAAACUUUCUCCAUUAUGCCUGUAUUCUUGCAUACUCCGAACAUGAUCGGCGUUAAAUAGAUUUAUGCCUUUUA
Messenger RNA from Neodiprion virginianus, 1062 nucleotides. RefSeq lists its product as uncharacterized. The record is from RefSeq and is a predicted model, not a curated record. Lineage: Eukaryota; Metazoa; Arthropoda; Insecta; Hymenoptera; Diprionidae. The transcript has 3 exons. The coding region runs from base 59 to 688 and encodes 209 amino acids.